AUGGACCCUCUGUUCGACCCUCUGUUCGACCCUCUGUUCGACCCUCUGUUCGACCCUCUGUUCGACCCUCUGUUCGACCCUCUGUUCGACCCUCUGUUCGACCCUCUACCCGACAUACCCAAAGACAUUGUCGCCCUGCCGCCCCCUGCCUUUGCGUCGAGCUCGGCAGCGCCAGGAUUGCCAACACUCGUGGUCCCGAAUGCCUUUACUGGCACCGCCAGCGCCUGGCGUACUCCUACAAUACCCGUUCAACCCACACUGGGAGCCUCUUUCCUCCCCCGAGACGAUUCGUUUGACGCACCGGUUGGCCCGGCGGAGAGCCCGUCUUUCUCGUUUCCGGAGAGACACUUUGAUUAG
Sporothrix brasiliensis 5110 is the source of this 357-nucleotide messenger RNA. RefSeq lists its product as uncharacterized. The transcript has a single exon. The record is from RefSeq and is a predicted model, not a curated record. Bases 1 to 357 code for a protein of 118 amino acids. Lineage: Eukaryota; Fungi; Ascomycota; Sordariomycetes; Ophiostomatales; Ophiostomataceae.